UUUAGUUUGUGUGGAGCAAUUAUCAAAACGGCACUCUGUAAUGGGAAGCCUACUGAAUGUGGAUUAUGCCAUGGUGGAUGGACUUUGUUUAGAAUUUUGUUUGGAAAUAGUGCAAUACUAUAUUGAGUGCUUGAUGUUCGCUUAUCUGCAACAUGGGACGUUCAAUUGAGAAGUGUCAUUUAUUUAUAGGGAAAAGUACUACAGCGAGUAUGCUUGCUUAUAUCUUAAAGGGGAUGGGAGAUAAUCUUACUGCUGUAAUUGGCGCACAAGUGCCACAGUUUGGUGGAGGUAAUGUCAUCCAUGGGAACAGUCACAAUUUUGUACUGGAGGCCGAUGAAUACGAUUCUUGCUUCCUUGAAUUAUCACCUCAUGUGGCAGUUGUAACAAAUGUCGAUUGGGAGCAUGUCGAUAUAUUUCAAGAUGAGCAGGCUGUUGAAACAGUUUUAAGGAAGUUCCUUGGGAAAAUAAGAAAUGGUGGACAUCUUGUGUUUUGCGGGGAUAGGAAUGACCAAAAUCGUGGUGCAUAUACUUUGCUAUGUGACCCAAAACAAGUAUUAAGCAUUUCAGAUCAUAUGGAGCUCUGUGAUGCACAUCUGCUCAACAACAAUUAUAGAUUUACAACUUAUGGGAUGUUAAAUUAUAAUGAAUGGCAUGCAUCAUCAGUUUGUUUUAACCCACAUGGUGGUUAGUGAUUAUAAACUGUAUCGCAAGGGGCAUUAUGUUGCAGAUAUCAGCUUACGAGUACCUGGAGUUCACAAUGUUCUUAAUUCAUUAGCUGUAAGUGGGAACCCUGGAAAUUUCUGAACCCGUUGUUGAUAUUCAUUAAACUCAACUGCGGAGCUAUGUUUUUAGUUUCUACAACCUUUUGCAUUAGCUGAAUUGUACCUAGUGGUAUUAGAGCUUUAGGGGCUUUG
Messenger RNA from Olea europaea var. sylvestris, 914 nucleotides. Its product is annotated as UDP-N-acetylmuramate--L-alanine ligase-like. Gene Ontology annotation, biological process: biosynthetic process. NCBI's taxonomy places the organism in Eukaryota, Viridiplantae, Streptophyta, Magnoliopsida, Lamiales, Oleaceae. The record is from RefSeq and is a predicted model, not a curated record. The transcript has 6 exons. The coding region runs from base 153 to 689 and encodes 178 amino acids. Gene Ontology annotation, molecular function: ATP binding; acid-amino acid ligase activity.